ACUCGUAAUUCGAGUUAACUCGAGUCACUCGCAACUCGGGUUGUCAAAAAUUUCACUCGAGUCCGAGUAAGAAAAAAAUGACUCGAGUCACUCGAGUAAAAAGCAACUCGAGUCCCAUCACUAUUCGUGACUGAAAAUGUGUCCUUGACUUUACUAUAAUUGAAAAUAGCGAUAAGAUAUAGGGUUAAAUAUAUUAUAUUAUUCUAUCAGCAUUUAUUUGUUCACUUGGAAAUUGUAAAUAAGUGCGUAAUCUUUAUUAUAAAUCAAGAAACACAAUAUGGAUAAUCUAAAGCAGUUCAACACAAUGGGCUCGGACGAUAACUGGAGAACUUCUAACUUUCGACAAAACGUCGUAUCUAAAAUAGAGGAUGUGAUCCAACGUUCAGGGAUGCAAGUGGCUCGCAACAGCAGCGAAAUGGAGAAUCAUGUGUACAUGAAAGCAAAGACCAGAGAGGAGUAUAUGAACAUGGUUGCUAAGCUCAUACUCCAUGUCAGAGAAAUGUCACAACCGAAACAAAAUCAAGCCGGAGGAGCCAUGCAAGGAUCCAACCAGAACCAACCAGGUCCAAACACACAGGUGCAGGCUCAGCAGAGCCAAGCUCCACAAGGACCCAACAGCCAAUCCGGACUAGCACCAGAUCCAAUAAACGCCCUACAGAACCUUGCCUCGCAGGGAACUAGGAACCAAAUGAUGAACAUGGGUCAGGGACAAAUGCAACAACAAGGAGUGAUGGGUCCCAACCCAGGGAUGGGGGGAUUGCAGGCUCAGAUCGGUCAACAAGGUCCAAUUGUAUCUCAAGGUGGACCUCAAUCACAAGCAGCGACUAAUCUACUUCAAACAUUAAAUCAGAGACCACCAUUGAACAUGCAACUUCAGAACAAGUUGGGUAUGGGUAUGGUACCUAAUCAGAAUCAGAUGGGCAACAAUAUGGUGUCAAUGGGUGGCAUGGGUAACCCGAUGGGCAGUCAGCUGCAGAACCAGUUGGCGGGGCCCGGCAUGCAGGGACAGAUGAUGCCAAACAUGUCCAUGUCUAACAACAUGCAGGGGCCAAUGACGGGGGGUGGCAUGGGCCAGAUGCAAUGCAACCAAGUUGGUGGUAUGGGAGGACAAAUGGCCCCGAAUGCAAUGCAAGGACAGAUGUCCAGACAAAUGGUGGGGGGCAUGGGCAACAACCAGAUGGUGAAUAUGAACAUGUUGCACAUGCAGGGGCGCGUGGGCGCCAAGGGUGAGGUAGUGGGUGCCAUGUUAGGCGCGGGGUAUGCCCCCGCGGGCGCCCCGCCCCCCAACCAGUUUCUGCGGCAGAGUCCCUCGCCCUCCGCCUCUUCGCCCAACAUGGGCGGACCUAGUCCUGUCUCAAUGGGCGGCAGUGUGCUGGGCGGCGCUCUGGCGUCACCGAUGUCGAUGGGUGGGCUGGGCGCUUGCGGCGGCGUCGGCAGCCCCUCGCCCUCUGCGCCUACGCACCUCGCGCACCACCCCGCACAACAGCAGCGCAGCGUGGGCGUGGGGCUGGGCAUGGCGGCGUCGCCCUCGUCCCUGAGUACUCCGGGGGGCGGUGCUGGGGGCGGGGGCGUGGCGUCCCCGGGGGGCGAGGAGGCCGUGUACCGGGAGAAGGUGCGCCAGCUCUCCAAGUACAUCGAGCCACUUCGCCGCAUGGUGCAGCGCAUGGUCAACGAGGGAGAGAACGUGGAGAAAUUGACGAAAAUGAAGAAUUUAUUGGACAUUCUGUCGAACCCCAACAAGCGGAUGCCAUUGGAGACGUUAAUAAAAUGCGAAGUUGUGCUCGAGAAGUUGGACUUCAAGCGCAGCGAGACUGGCAGCAUGCCGCUGCCGCACGCCGCCACCGGCAAGCAGGAGCAAAUCUUCAAUCCGUUCCUGGAGGUGGUGAACAACUGCUUGACGUCGCCGCUCGCCAACCACACGCUCAAGCGCAGCUUCGGAGCCACGCUCGAUGCACUCAACGGACCUGAGAUUAAGAAUCUACCCCCACCUCUGAAAAUGCCAAAAGUAGAGGAACCGACUAUGGAAAUACCAGACGUUCUGCAAGGAGAAAUAGCGAGAUUGGAUUCCAGGUUUAAGGUAUCUCUGGAGACGAUGCAAGUGUGCGGCGGCAGCGGCGCCAUCGCGCUCGUGGCGCAGCUGGACGACGUGCGCCUGCCGUGCGUGCCCGCCGUGCACGUGGCCGUGCCGCGCGACUACCCCGCGCACGCGCCCGCCAGGCUACGCACGCGCGCGCCACACGCCCCGCACGCGCCCCACGCCCCGCCCGCCUCGCACCGCGCCUUCCUCGCGCAAGUCGACCGGAAUAUGGAUGCACGAUGCGCCAGUUUACCGAAGAGCUGUUCAGUGGGACAGUUACUGGACGCGUGGGAGAUGAGCGUGCGGCAAGCGUGCGCGCCCUCCGCGCCCUCCGCGCCCCCGCUCGCAUACACCCCUGUACCCGCACUAGGACUCUAAACCGAGCCAUUCUCAGCUCUACACACCCCGCAAUAAGCACCACAGUCGUGUGCAAGUACAAUCACGGAAACCUGCCGUGUUACAGAAAUUGCCUUGUAAAUAACGUAAAACUCCGCCCUUUCUUAAAAAUUAAUCAGUUGCCCAAAUAAACAGAUAAUAUGUGUACUGCCUUUUUUUGCACAAAUACAUAUAAAACUUUACUAAAAUGCAAAUGUGGUAAACAGUGGUAGUGCCCGCUUUAACAUGUUA
Messenger RNA from Papilio polytes (common Mormon), 2704 nucleotides. It is a transcript of the gene MED15, whose product is annotated as mediator of RNA polymerase II transcription subunit 15. Lineage: Eukaryota; Metazoa; Arthropoda; Insecta; Lepidoptera; Papilionidae. Bases 278 to 2455 code for a protein of 725 amino acids. The transcript is spliced from 11 exons. The record is from RefSeq and is a predicted model, not a curated record. Gene Ontology annotation, biological process: regulation of DNA-templated transcription. Gene Ontology annotation, molecular function: transcription coregulator activity.